Molecule: messenger RNA, 894 nt
Organism: Ilex paraguariensis (yerba mate)
Lineage: Eukaryota; Viridiplantae; Streptophyta; Magnoliopsida; Aquifoliales; Aquifoliaceae
Source: the annotation of a GenBank genome assembly
AUGGCCUCCGCUGUUUAUCAGCAAGCCCCUCUGCUCCAAAAAGGGCCUUUAGAAAUGGGGAGUGGAGAACAAGACUACCCACCAAGAAAGUAUCCACAUCAACACACACAGACCAAGUUCAAGCUCAAAAUGCUAGCUCUUGUCAUACUAACCAACCUCCUCACAAUCUACAUCUUUACCGGCCCCCCUUUAAAUCUUCUCACCCAACACCUCUCCCUACCUCUUCCGGACACCACCACCCUCCUUCAUGAGCUCAAAAUAACUCGGAAAGAACUCACCACCAGUCGGUCCCGAGUUUCCGACUUGCUCAGGCAACUCACAUCCACCAACCAACUUGUUGAAGCACUUCUCAUUGAGCUUACUCGCCUACGUGAACCUGAAGCAGAUACAGAUCCCACUUCCUCUAGUGAAGUGAAACUUGCCAUCGGGCUUCACAAGCUCCCACUCGGGUACUCCCCCAGGAUGGGAUCUGAUGNGCUUACUCGCCUACGUGAACCUGAAGCAGAUACAGAUCCCACUUCCUCUAGUGAAGUGAAACUUGCCAUCGGGCUUCACAAGCUCCCACUCGGGUACUCCCUCAGGAUGGGAUCUGAUAAGGUCUAUCCCCCAUUUGGAGGAGGUUGUUUGAAGUUCAAAGACGAGUUAGCGCAAUACAUGACAUAUGACAUUGGAAAAGACUGUCCGAUGGAUGAUGUUUUCGCGCAAAAACUCAUGCUCAAGGGGUGUGAGCCACUCCCCAUACGGCGUUGCCACCCCAAGUCGCCUGCCGGUUAUGUGGAGCCAACUCCGCUACCCGACAGCCUCUGGGCAANGACGGCAUUGCCACCCCAAGUCGCCUGCCGGUUAUGUGGAGCCAACUCCGCUACCCGACAGCCUCUGGGCAAUGCCGCCUGA